This is a messenger RNA of Aegilops tauschii subsp. strangulata, 372 nucleotides long. The record is from RefSeq and is a predicted model, not a curated record. NCBI's taxonomy places the organism in Eukaryota, Viridiplantae, Streptophyta, Magnoliopsida, Poales, Poaceae.
AUGGCGUUGGCCGGGGCUUCGCAGCGGCAGGGUGGCGUUGGCCGGGGCUUCGCAGCGGCAGGGAGGCGGUGGCAACGGGUGCCGCAGAGCUCCGGGGUGGUGGCGCCGGGGCGCUGGGCAGGUGGUGGCGGCGGGGAGCCGCGGCGGUGGGCCGUUCGGGCGGCGGGGUGCCGCGGCGGUGGGCCGUUCGGGCGGUGGCGGGUGGUCGGGGUGACGGGGCGACGGGGCGAGGGGCGACGGGGCAAGGGGGCGGCGGCAGGUGGUGGGUGGUGGGGCAAGGGGCGGCGGGUGGUCGGGGCGACGAGGCGAGGGGCGGUGGGUGGGCGGGUGGGUGGGCGGGUGGCGGGGGGUGGUGGGGGCGGCGGCGGGUAG